Molecule: messenger RNA, 2535 nt
Organism: Cherax quadricarinatus
Lineage: Eukaryota; Metazoa; Arthropoda; Malacostraca; Decapoda; Parastacidae
Source: RefSeq, a predicted model, not a curated record
CCAGAAGUGUGUUGAUACCACAAUUCAGAUUACUUUUUGACUGGACCAUCACCACCCUUCCUUCAGUGUGCAGGUACUGUCCUUCAGGAGUUCACCCUUCCUUCAGUGUGCAGAUUGAACCAUGGCUCGGGGACAUCAGAAAGCACAAUCCCAAGAAAAGAAUAAGCAGAGGCAAGCAGCAAUGAAAAAGGCUGGACACAAUGCCAAUGAACAGAAAAAGGCUGCCAUGAAGGCCCUGACAUUUCAAUGCCCUAUAUGUAGGGGGAUGAUGCCCGACCCUAAGACUUACAAACAACAUUACGAGAACAAGCACCCGAAGGAAGAGCUGCCCGAGGAGCUGAAGGACAUGUGAUGUCACUACGACCCUACAAGCCGAGGCUGAAGCCGUGUGCGACCGUAGGGCACCCAUGUACCCAGGCGUACACCACGUCCUGCACAUGAUCGAAAGAACGCAGUUUUUUCUACUUUUAAUAGACCUCUGUUUAUUUUGCAAGAUGACCCCCACUGACUUUCUGGUUAAGAAUGACGUGGCGGCCAGUGGCGAUUCAGAGUUAAGUUGUAAAAAUUUUGUUAAAAUUAACAAGGUGAUGCAUUCAUAUGAAGUGACUUUGUUUGAUAAAUAUACGUGUACUCAGGGUGAGGGUUUCUUCUUUCUGAUUUGUCUUCAUUGUGUUUUUAGAUUUUUAGGGAAUUUUUGUUUGUUUGUCAUAGACUUUAGCAUAAAAAAAUCACAUUUUGAAUGUGAUUGUGUGUUGAGGUAACGAAUGCAGGACCAGAGUGGGUGAGGAGUUAGUAACUGAUAGACACCAAACUUAACUAACUAGAAAACUAGCCCAAGACCAGAAGGCAGUUUUAAUGAUAAGUCUGUGAUAAAGAAGCCAAAAGAUGAAUAUUUAUUACACCUGGUUACCUGGCUGCCCCACUAUGGUGCCAUGAUCAGCCUGGCUAGCUCUUACCUUCCCUCCCUACCUACCUCCCUCUUGUAGCUUGUGCUUCUCUAUUUCAACUUCUUGUCACUAUAUUAUGUUCGUUCACUUGGAUUCUCUUGGGGCUUUUAACUAUAAUUCUUCAUAAUUCUCCUAGUUAGUAUAAUUUUUUUUAUAUUAAUGUAUCUUCAAAGGGAGUCACCAUUAACUAUAGUGCACCUUGUUGGAAAUAUCUACUGUAGGGUCCUGACUUACGAUGAUCUGAACUUAUGAUAUUGGCACUUUGGAACCAGUUAUUUAUAAAUACACUUGCUUCUUCAAACAGAGGGACUAAUAUGUGUGGAAAUAUCACUACCAGUGACACAGGCAGUAUCAGUAUUUGAUGUGAAUACUGUAUUGUAUUUAAGCUUAAUUUACAUAUAUACAAUAAUACAAUGUCUGAUACUGUAUGCAAUUGAGAGGGAACAACAUGGACUGUAAAAUAUUGGGUAGAUAUUCUUAGGUGAUAAAUGUAUAUAUAUAAAAUUAGGUACAGAAUAUUACAGUUGAAGGUUGCAUCUCCAGCUAUGACAUGGGCAUCACUGGGUAACUACCUUCUCAAUACCCAAGUUAAGAAAAAUUUUCAGGAACAUUAAUGUCGUAAGUUGGGACCCUACUGGAUAUGUAUAUUAGAGCUGAUCUUCAUGUGUGACAUUUUCAACCAAUGUUUGAAGCCAAACAUCUUCAGGUAAUCUAUGUUUCUUUGUUUUGGGAACAUGGCAAGGUUUACUCUGACGUAACCUUGCAAGGACGUACCGUAUUUUCUGGCAUAUAAGAUGCACUUUUUUCCCCCCCACGGCCUUUGAAAAUCACCCUGUGCCUUGUAUACUCAAGGUCAGGGUCAAAUGUAGGCUUUGGGUUACGCUUUAGCAGUUGUUUGCUGACGUUGUUACAACUGCUUGGAACCAUCGUCUCAUAUGUCUCGUAUGAUCGUGCACCUUAUAUGCCGGGAAAUACAGCAACUGUGGAGCUAAAGAAGUGAAUCUUGACAACUGUGCUCUUAGCAUUUGUACUGGUGUUGCCCAUUCCACUGGUUAGCCAGUGUCGAGGGACAGUCUGCUGGUAAUGCCAGGCCAAAGUGCUUACUGGGUUGUGUGCAAAAUAUUAACAUGCUUCAUUUUUUUUUUUCAUAAGUUUGACAGUAAUUUUAUACCCCCUCGUGGUGCAUCAUUCAUUCUGGUUCUUUGAGAAAUUUUACACGAUUGAAUUUGCUUUGGCAUCUUUGGUGUUAUCAGUGGGUUCCUCAACCUGGAACUUACUUGAGGGCCCAUCAAUGCCUCUUUUUAGGUUAAGUAAUAGUCAUUCAGAAUAGUUAAAGGCUUAUUUUCCAUUGAGUUGCAAUAACUUAGGGGCCUCACUUGUAGGCACACACUACUUUGGGUGUUAGCGCUUUCAUAUAUGCACUUGAGAUAUUUGUUUAGAGGGAGUCCCAAUUAGUCUGGAGAUCUUGCUAUCAUUGCCAUUAUCAGUGUCAUCCCAUACACCAGGAAAGACCAUUAUCAGCUCAAGGUUUUAUUAUAUUUUAUAUACAUACCAUGGAAAUCAUGGGAUAAUAAAAAGUGCUACCACU